Molecule: messenger RNA, 1806 nt
Organism: Malaya genurostris
Lineage: Eukaryota; Metazoa; Arthropoda; Insecta; Diptera; Culicidae
Exons: 1
Coding region: 1-1806 (601 amino acids)
Source: RefSeq, a predicted model, not a curated record
AUGAAUGCGAAUAUUGAGCAAGUGCGGAUGUGUCUGGCAGAUCCAAACUUCAAUCAACCGGGUCACAUCGACAUCAUUCUAGGUUCGGAUGUCUUUCUUGCUCUCCUGGUAGCGGGGCAAGUCAAGGACAACUUGGGCAUUCCUGUGGCCCAGAACACCAUAUUUGGAUGGAUUAUUUCGGGAAAUCAUGCUAUUUAUACUUCGGAAGUUCGCAGUAACCAUUCAAUCAUCAACCUGCAUUGCGAUGUGGAUAUCAACCGCACUUUGCGGCAAUUUUGGGAAGUGGAGGAGGUUCCGAAGCAGCCGGAACUCACCACUACAGAGCAAGCAACUUUAGACUUCUUUAGAUCGACGCUUACACGCGACAAAACGGGACGUUUCAUCGUUCGACUUCCUUUCGACGAUUCGAAACCAGCGCUGGGUGAAUCAGUUACUUCAGCCAUUAAACGAUUGCGAUCGUUGGAGAGACGCUUUCAACAAAACCUCGAGCUCGCUAGGCAAUAUUCGGACUUUCUUGAUGAAUAUUUAGCGUUGGGACAUAUGGAGCAAGUUCCCGACCACCAGAUUGACGUCGAUUGUAGUAAAUGUUUUUACCUUCCUCAUCAUUCGGUAUUGAAAGCAGAAAGUACAACAACGAAAUUAAGGGUCGUUUUUGACGCUUCAUGCGCGUCAUCGAACGGUCUAUCCCUCAACGAUCGAUUAAUGGCAGGGCCAAAUGUUAAUCGAGAUCUCUUCACGGUGUUUCUGCGGUUUCGUUCGAACCAGGUUGCAUACGCAGCAGAUGUGGAGAAAAUGUACCGUCAGGUUUUGGUACACCCGGCGGAUAGAGACUUUCAGCGGAUAGUGUGGCGAAGUAGCUUGGAACAACCAAUUAAACAUUAUCGUUUGUGUACAGUGACGUACGGGACUAAAUCCGCGCCUUUCUUGGCCAUUGAAGCGAUGAAACAAGCAGCACGAAAUUACGAAUCAGUUUACCCUGAGGCAGCGGAGAUUAUCAAACUCGACACAUAUGUCGACGAUUUGCUUUCCGGUGCACGCGAUGUACACGAAGCGAAAAGGCUGAUAGGACAAAUUACGGAAAUCAUGAAUUCGGCAGGAUUUAAUUUAAGGAAAUCGACUACAAACGUCCCGGAACUGUUUGAAACUCUAGCUGUUGACGAACAGCUUCCUGUUGAUGUAAAAUGGACAGAUCAACCGAACACAGUGAAGGCAUUAGGCAUACAAUGGCAACCAAAGGAAGCCGCCUUUUCGUUUAAGGUGUGCCUUCCGUUAGAGAGCGUGAAUACAAAACGGCAGUUACUAUCGGACUCGUCGAAGCUGUUUGAUCCCUUCGGUUGGCUAGCACCAGUCAUUAUACGUAUCAAAAUCUUAUUCCAACAGCUAUGGCUUAGUGACAUCAGCUGGGAUGACCCACUGCUUCCUGCUAUAGAGGCAGCGUGGACGGACAUUAAAGGGCAACUUCGGCUAGUUGAGCUCAUUCGCGUUCCUCGUUUCGCAUCGAAUUACAACGGGAAAAUGGAACUACAUGGGUUUUCAGAUGCGUCGGAAGUGGCGUACGGCGCAGUGGUAUACACACGUGCAAGGGAUGCAGAAGGAAAUAUUGUGGUCAAUCUUUUGGCAGCAAAAACAAGGGUGGCACCAAUUAAACAGGUGUCUCUUCCACGACUUGAGUUGAAUGCGGCGGUACUAUUAGCUGAACUGAUGGAACGAAUAUCAAUAGCAUUGUCACAUCUGGAGGUUGAAAUGUGGGCGUGGACGGACAGUUCCAUUGUACUUCAAUGGUUAUCCGCUCAUCCACGAAAAUGA